AUGUACAACUACAAAAAGAUUGUUGGCAUGUUGGCCAUGGUGAUGAUAAUGGUCGUAUCAAUGGGAGGAAAGGUCAACAGUCAAGAGAUUCAAGACCGUUUCUUUAAUUACACCUAUCACGAUAUUGCCACUGGGUCUGGCGAUCUCAUCCCAUCGUUGAUUACCUAUGCCUACAAUGCAUCAUACAGCAACCAACAAACAUUGGUUGUCAUCAACGAAAGAAACAUAUACUAUCCAGCUAUUGCAACUUUUGACACGGUUGCCAGUGGUCAACCCAUCAACGUUGCCAGCUUUUUCAACUAUGCAGAUGUGCCACCCUACACUGACACUGUCACUGCAAUGGUCCAAGUCGGCCAAUACGUCUAUGCUGCUGGUUACAACAGUAUCUACAGACUCGACUUACUCGAAGGUGUCACCAACUCGACUCUCCCCAACACCAUCAUCGACGCAAUCGGAGGUUUCUACUUUAACAACAAAGUCUACUUUGUUUGCACAAGCAACAUCUUUUACUUUACUCAUGAUGCCAACGUUCCACUCUCAACUACCAAUACUCCAACCUCUAGUUUUUCAAUUGGUACUGAUCAAGCUUCUUCAUGGGUUGUUGAUACAAGUGCAGGAUAUCUCUUUGUUGGUGGAUCAGCUGGUCAUAUUGCUGUCAUUAACUUGAAUACCAAUACUUUGGUCGGUGAAUACUUGCCACCAUCAUCGGAAGCUGGUUACAGCAGACAAUCGACUCUUAUCGAUACCAGAAAGAGAGAGAUUUACUCUUGUUCAGGCUCGACCGACUUGGUCACCCAAAUGGAUGUCUUUACCUAUGAAGCAACCAUCACCGACAUGACCGACUUUGUAUUCAACUCUUCACAUGCUUUCAAUGAUUUGAGUGCUUGUAAUGGUGGUGCUUAUGAUAGUACUCAAGGACAAAUUUUCUUUAUUGGACCAUCAUCAAUCAACAUUAGAGCUAUUAUUGGUAUUGGACCAAGAGGACAAGAACAAGAAAUCCAUUAUUUCUAUGAUGAUACUCAAUCUUUACGUGUCUACACUGCAUGGGCCAACGCAGACACCAAGCAAGUGACCGUCGUCACCGACUCUCAAUUGUAUAGCAUCAACUACAAGUCUGUUUGUCCAGAUAACUGUAAUGGUGUUGGUGCUUGUAUCGAUGGUGCCUGUAUCUGUCCAGCCGAUGGAACUUAUAAUGGAACUUAUUGUGAAAUUAAAACAUGUAUUGAAUUAAAUGAUUGUAGUGGAAAUGGUGAAUGUUCAAAUGGUAUUUGUAAUUGUGAUCCAAAUUAUCUGGGAGCCGAUGAUUGUAGUGUAAAGUCUUGUUAUUAUGACUGUUCAGGUGCCGGUACUUGUAACAAUCAAACCUAUACUUGCACCUGCAAUGAAGGAAAGACUGGAGACUAUUGUCAAAACAUUGCUCCACCACCAGUGUGUGAGACUAUUACUAGCAGCCAAAACUGUGUUGAUCACGUCUAUUGUGGUUGGUGCGAGUCGUCGGGCAGCUGCAAGACUGGUAACCGUUAUGGUCCAGCCGAAGGUUUCUGUCGUACUUGGUAUUUCAACCAAAAUGUAGAGAUUGGUGUGAUUGUGCUUGCCGCCAUCUUUAUCGGUUUGAUCGGCUUGUUGUUUGUCAAUGACAUUGUGUCGACCGUGCCAUUGGAUAUGGGUCGUGCCAAGGCCUACGAGGUCGAGUUCCGUACCGGUACCUAUCCCAAGGCUACCCACGAGGAGGCAUCUGUGUUGUGGUGGAGAGACCAACGUUCGUCCAAGGCCUGGACAUUGAUGGAUCAGUUCCAAUUCAUCUCGCUCAUUUCGCACAUGGGUGUCAUCUUCCCAUCACGUUUCCUUCAUUUCACAGAGUACCUUGAUUGGACUAACCUCGGUAUUCCAUUCCCAUCGUCGGUCAAGUUGCCCGAAGAGUCGUUCCCAUCGCGUGACAACUACGAUGCUACCAGUCGUUCAACACUCACCUAUGCUCAAUACAACAAUGUACUCGAGUCUGGUUCCAUGUAUCAUUUGGCCAACAUCCUCUUUUGGUUUGGUAUCUUGUGCGCUGCCAUCCUCGUGCCAUUGGCCAUCGUGUUUGUCGUGCUCAAGUUUAUCGAGUCCAAGGUGCACUGGCGUGAAGUCAUCCGUAACCGUAUCAUCCAUUGCACCAUCCGUCUCUUGACGUUUGGAUACAUUGGUGUUGUCAUGGCCGCUUCCUUCUCGGUCGCUGCCGACCCCCACUCGUACAAGAUCAUCAUUCCAGGUGCCAUCUUGAUUGCUCUCUACGGUAUCGGUAUGCCCGUCGCCAUUUGGUUCCUCUUGGCCGUCCCCGAAGCACGUCUCCACAACCCAACCUUUAAGCAACAAUUUGGAUGUCUCUACGUCAACUUUAAGCCAAAGACUGACCACCGUUUCGUCGUCUUCUCCUACAUCAAACGUUUCUUUAUGGCCCUCAUCAUCGGUGUCUUGGCCUUUACCCCCGAGCCUGUCUAUCCACUCUCUGGCUCUGACCUUGCCGUACCUAUUGUCCAAGCCGUCGUCAUUGCCCUCGUCAUCAUUGGCUAUGCCGUCCUGCUCAUCAUCCGUCGUCCAUACUUUGACCACUACCACCAAUGGCUCGAAUAUCUCUUGGCCAUCAUCAACUUGGCCACCGUCGGUCUCUGUCUCUCGCACAUCAAGUCGCCAUCUGUGGCCGGAGAGCUCCUGGUUGGCCUCGUCCAAGCCAUCGCCUUGGUCGCCUGCAUCUUUGCCUACAUCAUCUCAUGGUUGCAAAUGCGUUCUACUUUCCUUGCCAAGAUUAGCAAGAUCUUCUCCUUCUGUAAAUGUGGUCGUAAAGAUAAGAAUAUCGAUAUGAAUAAUAUCGACAAAUAA
Cavenderia fasciculata is the source of this 2859-nucleotide messenger RNA. It is a transcript of the gene sadA, whose product is annotated as substrate adhesion molecule. The transcript has 4 exons. NCBI's taxonomy places the organism in Eukaryota, Evosea, Eumycetozoa, Acytosteliales, Cavenderiaceae. The coding region runs from base 1 to 2859 and encodes 952 amino acids. The record is from RefSeq and is a predicted model, not a curated record.